Molecule: messenger RNA, 1580 nt
Organism: Aspergillus versicolor CBS 583.65
Lineage: Eukaryota; Fungi; Ascomycota; Eurotiomycetes; Eurotiales; Aspergillaceae
Product: ribonuclease P protein subunit p40
Exons: 7
Coding region: 246-1388 (380 amino acids)
Biological process (GO): tRNA 5'-leader removal; tRNA 3'-end processing; endonucleolytic cleavage in ITS1 to separate SSU-rRNA from 5.8S rRNA and LSU-rRNA from tricistronic rRNA transcript (SSU-rRNA, 5.8S rRNA, LSU-rRNA)
Cellular component (GO): ribonuclease MRP complex; multimeric ribonuclease P complex
Molecular function (GO): ribonuclease P activity; ribonuclease MRP activity
Source: RefSeq, a predicted model, not a curated record
CGUUCACACUGGAUAUUCUCGAGACUUUUUAUAACAUCACCUUAUUGGCUGUUGAGACACAAAAUAAUCCUUGAUAAGGCUGGAUUUAUAUUGCGGAGUUCAUGUUGAUGCUUGGUACUCUUUUGUCAUACCAACCCUUGGAGAGAGAGAGAGAAAAAAAAACAUUUUACGACAGAGCUUCUACAUUCCUUUCACAUCCAAGCUGUCCGGUACUGUUGACUUGAAUUUACAAUUGAGAAGCUAUAAUGUUCGGGUUAGAGGAUGAUGAUGUCUCUGGGCGCGAAAAAUGCUACACCACUGUGGCCCAGUUGCCUCAGUUCAUUGAUCCCAAACAACCUCCCACCAAGAAAUCCCCAUUCUCCACGAUUCUAAGCCAUCCACUCGUGCAUACGGUCGAAGUCAUCCUGCCCAAGAAGGCCUAUUCAUCCAUUGAGAGCUCAUUGAACUCCAAAUUACAAAAGCUCCGAUAUGCUCGCAUUUCCAUGACUCUCUCCUCCCUGAUAGAUGAAGGCUUCUUCAACACCUACAUAAAAAAAGGAAAUGUUCUUAUGUUAUCUGAGGGUCGAUCAGGGCUGGACAAUGUCUUCUCUCUUGUAGAUGGCGUCCUAAAACUUGAACUGAGUAAGGAGAUUUAUGAGGGGACCGGGCUAACCGGAAAGCCCAUCCGUUAUGGAGGGAAGAAACAUGGAAAGGAGAGAUUCUUGGUCGAACUUAACCUACGGCUACCAUCAAUGUUGCAUGGUAAGAAGGGAUUUCAGAGGAUAGAGUGGGCUUUUAAAAAUGUCCUAAACAAUCCUGUAACAUGGUUAUUUUUCGACCUAGGAACGGAAUCGCUCGGUGUAGCCAAAGAUGAUACGACUUUAAAGGGUAACAACCCUGAAAUAAUCCCCUGCGAGCCAGUCUACACUACUAAAGAAAAUAUUACAACGCCCUCGUUUUCUGAUAUACAAUUCACGAACGAAACGCCCGAAUCAGAGUUGAAGGACCUCUGUGUCGAGGUCUCUGAGUGGUUAGGCAUGGUAUCUCUCCAGUCUCGACGAGUUUCUGCAGAUGACGAUAUAGACCCAUAUCUGUGCCGAUACGAUACACCGGAUAUAGGUGAUGCGAGUGCUUCUGAUCUAAUAACUCUAAAAUGGCACGGGUUUAUUCCCUUAAAAUGGAUAAUACAUCUGUUCACUACCCUUUUCCGUGAAACUGGCCCCCGGGUCUGCAAGACUCCGCCUUGGUUCUCUCUUUCCGCGGGUGCCCUAGGGAGAGGCGCCGUAGAGGGUAGGGAUGGGUAUACGAUAAUGGUGUUGCCUGCGGCUGCUCCAGAGGACAAAGAUGCGAAGGCCCAGGAUGCUCGGCACUUUAUUUGUUGGGAGUAUGUUGGUGCGUCAAUUAUAUAGAAAUGGAAAUGAACUUUUGCCCGGACCCUGCCAUGGGCGCCAGUUCAACCAAGUGCUCUCCAUAACCACAGUAACUCUUACUUUAGCUUAGGGCUUUACUCCUGGAUAUUAGUGAUUUGGUGGCACAAUAUAAUCCCCAGAUGGGGAUUAUUCAAUAUGCCAAUGUCUUGAACCGCUCAAGUUAGAAAGUUG